Penicillium malachiteum is the source of this 651-nucleotide messenger RNA. RefSeq names its product U4/U6-U5 snRNP complex subunit SNU23. The record is from RefSeq and is a predicted model, not a curated record. Gene Ontology annotation, molecular function: zinc ion binding; nucleic acid binding. Gene Ontology annotation, cellular component: spliceosomal complex; U4/U6 x U5 tri-snRNP complex. The coding region runs from base 1 to 651 and encodes 216 amino acids. The transcript has a single exon. Lineage: Eukaryota; Fungi; Ascomycota; Eurotiomycetes; Eurotiales; Aspergillaceae. Gene Ontology annotation, biological process: mRNA splicing, via spliceosome.
AUGUCUCAACAGAAAGGCGCCUACGGCGGUGCUCCGGCCUCAGAUGUCGAGUUUCGGACCUGGGACAAAGAAGAAUAUGCCAAAAAAGCCGCCGAUCAAGAAGCCAAGCGAAAAGCCGAAGGCAAAGCCCGAUACGAAGCAAAGCUGCUCGGAAAGAAAUACCAUGCUCCGGUAGACUACAGCUCUCUGGAAGCCACCACUGCGCGUACCUCACGAUUGGAUGUGGCGUCGAUGGUCGGCAAGACAACUAUUGUACCUGCAGGAGCGGCACUGGGAAAACGCGGAAGAGGAGCGGGAUUCUACUGCAAAGACUGUGAUUUGACAUUCAAGGAUAAUAUCCAGAUUGUGGAACACUACAACAGCAAGCAGCAUUUAAUUGCGACUGGACAGAGUGGAGAUGUUAUGCGGGCUUCUGUGGAGGAGGUGCGGGAGCGGUUGAGACUGCUUGCUCAUCGGAAGCGGGAGAGAGAGGAAGAGGAGAGGAGGGCUUGGCAGCUCGAUCUUGGAGAGCGACUUCGUGAACGAGAGGAAAUUGAUGCAAAGGAGCGGGAGGAGAAGAGACGCAAGCGGGCUGAGAAGCGGCGCAAGGGUGGCGAUGGGGUUAAGAAGGAAGAUGAUGGCUGGGAGGGAAGGUUGGGAAUUAUUGCUUGA